Messenger RNA from Gryllus bimaculatus (two-spotted cricket), 333 nucleotides. The record is from the annotation of a GenBank genome assembly. NCBI's taxonomy places the organism in Eukaryota, Metazoa, Arthropoda, Insecta, Orthoptera, Gryllidae.
AUGAACGGCACGGACGACGCGGCGGAGGCGGGCGGGGAGCGACGGAGACGGGGCCGCGGCGGUUGUGCCGGCGCCGCCGCGAGCUGUCGCGCGGGCCGCCGGGCGCCCUUCCCAAGCUCAAGAAGCGUUCGCUUGACUCCAUGGAAGCGCAACUGGCUGGACGACGACGAGUCGAGGUGCCGGCCACGCCGCGCACCCCGCGCACCUCCACCACGCCAGAUAUUGAAAACACCUUUCGUAUCCCAUCGUCAUCAUGGAUUUACUCGAGUUCAAUUCUUCUCAGAGGAGCAAUACGAAGUGCUAAGCCGACAUGUGUGGAAACGUGACCUUUGA